Neoarthrinium moseri is the source of this 1986-nucleotide messenger RNA. RefSeq lists its product as uncharacterized. Gene Ontology annotation, cellular component: plasma membrane. The coding region runs from base 1 to 1986 and encodes 661 amino acids. The transcript has a single exon. Gene Ontology annotation, molecular function: ferric-chelate reductase activity. Gene Ontology annotation, biological process: intracellular iron ion homeostasis; iron ion transport; copper ion import. NCBI's taxonomy places the organism in Eukaryota, Fungi, Ascomycota, Sordariomycetes, Amphisphaeriales, Apiosporaceae. The record is from RefSeq and is a predicted model, not a curated record.
AUGGACCGGUCUACCGCAGAGUGGGCAAAUGAAGUCUUGAAGACCAGCCUGCGAUCCGGCGAAAGGACGCUCGUCAUCUCCGAUGCCGUGUCGGCACUCGCAGACAAUCCGGGACGGGAGAUCCCUAUAGACCCGAAGAAGCUCGAAUAUCUGAGGCGUCUCAUCGCUUACAUCCUCGACGGACGUGAGAUCGCUGCGACGUACAACUAUGUCUUGCUUGUUGCGCUUGCCGUCUUCACAGCUCUCCACUGGUGGCCACGGUUUCGCGACGCGCGCCGGCGCAGAACCUUUGCUGAGUCUCACGCAAACACGUCCGCCGCGAAUCUCCAGAAACGCUCCAGGCUCGCCGGUUGUCUCGAAUACUCACGAGGAGACACAUGUGGCGAAGACGUUCCGUCUUCAUCUUCAAGCAGCACGCUCGCUGGUGCACAAUCUCCGGGACGGCCCCGAAAGACCACCGACAUUGAUCUCGAGCGUCAGCCAUUACUGGGUCGCGAUAGUACCCAUGCUGCGACAACGCCGAUUAGCUCCCUUUCAAGAGUGGUUGAAUCUUGGCUGAUGUACCAGCCCAGGCCGAUACCUGUGAUCAACCGAAGCCUACCAUCCAACGGGACGUCUCUUGUCGUUCUUGCUUAUAUAUGUGUCAAUAUUUUCUUCAAUUUCUACCAAGGAUCUUUGAAGCCCGAAUACUCCUUUGCCUUUACCGACCGAGCCGGUUACGUAUUCAUCGUGAAUCUGCCGCUUCUCUAUCUCCUCGCCGCGAAGAACCAGCCGUUCAAGUUCCUGACUGGGUACUCCUACGAGGCUUUGAACAUCUUUCACCGUCGAGUGGGCGAGCUGAUGUGUUUUGAGGCAGUGGUUCAUUUUGUAGGGAUGCUGUUGUGGAAUCUGGUCUUCACCCCAGACUGGCUCAGGGUGGGCGACCUGCAAUACUUCAUGACCAGACGACUUACACUCCUUGGUCUCGGUGCCUUCAUUUCUUACGAAUCACUCUAUUUCACAUCGCUUGGCACUUUCCGUCAGCGCUGGUAUGAACUUUUUCUUGCAUCACAUGUUUUCUUGCAAGUCGCCGCACUGGUUUUCUUGUACUUGCACUUUUGGACAGCCAGGCCUUACGUACUCGCCUCUCUGGCCAUUUUCCUGGCCGACCGUAUCGUUUGGCGGCUCGGCCUCAAAUCUACAUCUGUAUGCGCGGACCUGGACAUCCUUGAGGAUGGGAACACAUUGCGACUGUCCGCAGAUUGGGACAUUCCGCGAAGUAAUAGGAGGGUGCUGUGUGGUUUCUUUCGACAGAACAUCACUCAUGGCUGGCAUCCCAUGGAUCAUGUGUUCAUCACAGUCGAAAGCCUCGGGCGAACGCACGCAUUGCAAGCGCACCCCUUCACCAUAGCUUCGGCAGCACCGGGAACGGAAUCCGAUCCCGAGGGUCCUCCCAAUCAUGCAUGGCUAAGCCUACUCAUAAGAGCACAUGACGGCUUUACGACUGAUUUGCUUCAGCAUGCGCGCUUUAAAUCCACUGUUGAUGUUCGCAUAGACGGGCCGUACGGAUCUGUUGAUGCUCUCGAGAUGCUGCAGAUACGUGACACGGCAGUACUUAUUGCAGGCGGGUCGGGCAUUGCUGUGGUAUUCCCUCUUCUGUGGGCUUUGGUCCACAGCGAAGACUAUUAUUCCUACGGCCGAGAAAUCCACCUUCUCUGGGUCAUUCACUCGCGCUCGCACCGAAGCUGGAUGCCCCAGGAGCGCUUGGAUGAGUUGGAAAAGGCCGGGGUGCACAUCACGAUACCGGAGCCGACGGCUGAAGCGGGCCGGCCCAAUGUCGACGCAUAUAUAGAAGCCCAAGCUUCUCAAGCUCGGGAGAAGGGAUUAGAAAUGGGACUAGUUGUUUCGGGGCCUGAUAACCUCAACAGGACGGUCAGGAAUGCAUCUGCUAGAGCUGUUGGCAGGGGCACUGAUAUUCAACUCCGCAUAGAGAAGUUUGGAUGGUAG